UCCCUCCUUUCUUUAUUUUCCCCCUCUUCUUUUUUCCUUUUGAAAAAAGACGCGGUGAGGGGUGGACCAACAUAUGACCAAUAAACCCGGAUUUGAUUGAGAUUUUUUUAGAGAUAGAUCAUUCAUUUUUACGAAAACCGAUACGAGAUCACGAGAAGAUGUAUGGAACAUCAACCGGGCCCCAGACGGGAAUCAACACUCCACGCUCAUCGCAGUCGUUGCGCCCACUGAUCCUGUCUCAUGGAUCCCUCGAAUUCUCCUUCCUCGUGCCGACUUCUCUUCACUUCCAUGCUUCUCAAUUGAAAGAUGUUUUCACAGCGUCGCUUCCUCAACCGACAGAUGAGCUUGCCCAAGACGACGAGCCUUCCUCGGUAGCGGAGCUUGUGGCCAGGUACAUUGGACAUGUCGCCCACGAGGUUGAGGAAGGCGAGGAUGAUGCGCAGGGAACAUACUUAGAGGUCCUGAAGCUUGCUCUCAAUGAAUUUGAGCGGGCGUUCAUGCGUGGCAACGAUGUCCAUGCAGUUAUCGCCGGGCUCCCGGGGAUCACGGCCAAGAAAAUCUCGGUUGUGGAAGCGUACUACGCUGGCAGAGCAGCUGCCGGUCGUCCCACCAAGCCUUAUGACUCCGCUCUGUUCCGUGCUGCCUCCGAUGAGAAGGCAAGCAUUUACACCGUCUUUGGAGGACAAGGAAAUAUCGAAGAAUAUUUUGACGAACUCAGGGAAAUUUAUUCUACGUACCCUUCCUUUGUGGAUGACUUGAUCUCCUCGUCGGCUGAAUUGCUACAGUCCCUGUCGCGCGAGCCCGAAGCCAGCAAGCUGUAUCCCAAGGGCUUAGAUAUUCUCCAUUGGCUCCAGGAUCACGAUUCUCAGCCCGACACGGAUUAUUUGGUGUCGGCUCCCGUGAGUUUACCAUUAAUCGGCUUGGUUCAGCUGGCACAUUUUGUGGUUACUUGCAAGGUUCUGGGGAGGGAGCCUGGAGAGAUUCUGGAGAGGUUCAAUGGGACAACCGGUCAUUCUCAGGGAAUUGUUACUGCUGCAGCAAUCGCAUCGACAACUACCUGGGAAAGCUUUGAGAAGGCAGCGAAGGAUGUAUUGACAAUGCUGUUUUGGAUCGGCCUGCGCAGCCAACAAGCCUAUCCACGUACAUCCAUUGCUCCCUCCGUAUUGCAGGAUUCCAUUGAAAAUGGAGAAGGCAACCCGACCCCCAUGCUUUCGAUCCGCGACCUUCCCAGAUCCGCUGUCCAGGAGCAUAUCGAUACCACCAAUGAACACCUUCCAGAGGAUCGCCACAUCUCUAUUUCUUUGGUCAACAGUGCUCGCAACUUUGUUGUGACCGGGCCGCCACUUUCCCUGUACGGUUUGAACCUCCGCCUACGCAAAGUCAAGGCCCCGACUGGCUUGGACCAGAAUCGUGUUCCUUUCACACAACGGAAGGUCCGAUUUGUCAACCGUUUUCUUCCCAUCACCGCUCCCUUCCACAGCCAAUACCUUGCCUCGGCGUACGAUCGGAUUCUGGAGGAUUUGGAAGACAUUGAAAUACCAGCGAAGUCCUUGAACAUUCCCGUCUACGGCACCAAAAGUGGCGACGAUUUGAAGACAUUAGGUGAUGCGAACAUAGUCCCUGAGCUGGUCCGCAUGAUCACUCACGAUGCGGUCAAUUGGGAGCAGGCAACCGUCUUCUCUGGGGCUACUCACAUUGUUGAUUUUGGCCCAGGCGGAAUUUCUGGCCUUGGAGUGCUCACGAACCGUAACAAAGAUGGGACUGGUGUUCGUGUUGUGCUUGCUGGAGCUAUGGACGGCACCAACGCUGAAGUUGGCUACAAACCAGAGCUCUUCGAUCGCGACGAACACUCAGUGAACUUUGCCAUAGACUGGGUUAAAGAGUACGGGCCUCGCUUGGUAAAGAACAAGACUGGUCAGACCUUUGUCGACACGAAGAUGAGCCGAAUCCUGGGAAUUCCCCCAAUCAUGGUCGCUGGAAUGACACCAACCACGGUUCCUUGGGAUUUUGUUGCUGCGACCAUGAAUGCGGGUUACCACGUUGAACUUGCUGGUGGUGGUUAUUACAAUGCCAAGACGAUGACCGAUGCUGUUUCCAAGAUCGAGAAGGCUAUCCCCCCAGGCCGUGGUAUUACGAUCAACUUGAUUUACGUCAAUCCUCGUGCCAUGGCAUGGCAGAUACCUCUGAUCGGAAAGCUUAGGGCUGACGGUGUGCCAAUUGAAGGUCUCACCAUCGGUGCCGGAGUCCCUUCUAUUGAAGUUGCUAAUGAGUACAUCGAGACUCUUGGGAUAAAGCAUAUUGCUUUCAAACCAGGAUCUGUCGAUGCCAUCCAGCAAGUCAUCAAUAUCGCGAAGGCCAACCCCAGGUUCCCGGUUAUCCUUCAAUGGACCGGAGGUCGGGGUGGUGGUCACCAUUCAUUUGAAGAUUUCCACCAACCCGUCCUUCAGAUGUACAGCCGCAUCCGACGCUGCGACAACAUCGUUCUUGUUGCUGGCAGUGGCUUUGGUGGUUCUGAGGAUACCUACCCUUACCUUUCUGGAACCUGGUCAUCGUGCUUCGGAUAUCCGCCCAUGCCGUUCGACGGUUGUUUGUUCGGCAGUCGCAUGAUGAUUGCUAAAGAGGCACAUACUUCAAAGAAUGCCAAGCAGGCCAUCGCUGACGCCCCGGGUCUUGACGACAAGGACUGGGAAAAGACGUACAACGGUUCUGCCGGCGGUGUGGUCACGGUCCUUUCUGAAAUGGGCGAACCGAUCCACAAACUUGCCACAAGGGGUGUUCAAUUCUGGCAUGAAAUGGACCAGAAGAUCUUCAAGCUUGAUAAAUCUAAGCGUGUGCCUGAGCUCAAGAAGCAGCGCAACUACAUCAUCCAGAAACUUAACGACGAUUUCCAGAAGGUGUGGUUUGGCCGCAAUGCGGCCGGCGAAACCGUUGACUUGGAAGACAUGACAUACACUGAGGUUGUCCAUCGCAUGGUGGAUCUCAUGUACGUCAACCAUGAAUCACGAUGGAUUGAUGACUCGCUGAAAAGACUGACCGGCGAUUUCAUUCGUCGGGUCGAGGAGCGAUUUACUGCCUCCGAGGGUCAGCCCUCUCUGCUGCAAAAUUACUCGGAGCUCAACACCCCUUACCCAGCGAUUGAUAAUAUUUUGGCCGCCUACCCUGAAUCGGCUUCCCAGCUCAUCAACGCUCAAGACGUUCAGCAUUUCCUCCUACUCUGUCAACGACGUGGGCAAAAGCCAGUCCCAUUUGUUCCUUCCUUGGAUGAUAACUUCGAAUAUUGGUUCAAGAAAGACUCUUUGUGGCAGAGUGAGGACUUGGAGGCGGUUGUUGGCCAGGAUGUUGGAAGGACUUGUAUUUUGCAGGGUCCAAUGGCUGCCAAAUUCUCUAAUGUGAUUGACCAGCCCGUGCAGGAUAUCCUGGACAGCAUUCACCAGGGGCACAUUCAGAGCUUGGUCAAGGAUGUAUAUGCCGGUGACGAAACAAAGAUACCAGCUGUUGAAUACUUUGGUGGUCAUCUCAAGGAGACUAUCGACGAGCCUGAGAUCGAAGGCCUAACAAUUGCGGAAGACUCGAACAAGGUAACCUAUAGGUUAUCAUCCUCCCCUUCAGCAGAUCUGCCUAGCCUCGACAGGUGGUUGGGUCUACUUGCCGGUGUAUCAUUUUCCUGGAGACAUGCCUUCUUCCUCACCGACGUCUUCGUUCAAGGCCACCGUUUCCAGUCCAACCCCAUGAAACGACUUGUCGCUCCCACGUCGGGGAUGUAUGUGGAAAUCACACACCCUAACGAUCCCUCCAAAACGUCGAUCACCGUGAGAGAGCCCUACCAGUCCGGAAAAAUGGUCCGAACAAUUGAGGUGAAAUUGAACGAGACUCAACAAAUCAGCCUCACGUUGUUCGAAGGAAGAACAGCUGAAUCCGGUGUUGUUCCGCUGAGUUUCCUGUUCACAUAUCACCCUGAGGCGGGUUAUGCGCCGAUCAGAGAGGUCAUGGAAGGUCGCAACGAUCGGAUCAAGGAAUUUUAUUACCGCGUCUGGUUCGGUAAUAAGGAUGUUCCCUUCGAGACUCCCACAACUGCAACUUUCUCCGGUGGUCGUGAAACAAUUACUUCUCAAGCUGUCGCUGAUUUUGUGCAUGCUGUUGGCAACACUGGUGAGGCCUUUGUUGAUCGCCCUGGCAAGGAGGUCUUUGCUCCCAUGGAUUUUGCCAUCGUUGCGGGUUGGAAAGCCAUCACGCAGCCUAUCUUCCCUCGUACGAUAGAUGGAGAUUUGCUGAAGCUUGUCCACUUGUCGAACGGAUUCAAGAUGGUCCCUGGGGCACAGCCACUUAAGGUUGGCGACGUGCUGGAUACCACGGCGCAGAUCAAUUCGGUCAUCAACCAAGACUCGGGCAAAAUGGUGGAAGUUUGUGGCACCAUUGAAAGGGACGGUAAACCUAUCAUGCAUGUUACGAGCCAGUUCCUUUACCGAGGUGCCUACGUGGAUUUCGAAAAUACCUUCCAGCGCAAGGAUGAGGUUCCUAUGCAGCUCCACCUUGCUUCCAGUAGGGACGUGGCUGUCCUUCGUUCCAAGGAAUGGUUCCGCAUGGACGAACCUGAUCUCGAGCUCCUUGGCCAAACCUUGACUUUCCGUCUUCAAAGUCUCAUCAAGUUCAAGAACAAGUCUGUUUUCAGUCACGUUCAGACAGUCGGACAGGUCCUCCUUGAGCUUCCUACCAAGGAAAUCAUUCAAGUCGCCUCGGUCGACUAUGAGGCCGGCACUUCCCACGGAAACCCCGUCAUCGACUACCUCCAGCGGAACGGAAACUCGAUUGAGCAGCCUGUUUACUUUGAAAACCCAAUCCCUCUUAGCGGCAAAACGCCGUUGGUUCUCCGGGCUCCCACAUCCAAUGAGACCUAUGCUCGUGUCUCUGGCGAUUACAACCCAAUCCAUGUUUCCCGCGUCUUUUCCAGCUACGCCAACUUGCCGGGCACUAUUACCCAUGGCAUGUAUACCAGUGCUGCUGUGCGCAGUUACGUCGAGACUUGGGCGGCUGAAAAUAACAUUGGGCGUGUGCGUGGAUUCCAUGUGUCCCUGGUCGGUAUGGUCUUGCCUAAUGACAUGAUUACGGUCAAACUACAACAUGUCGGUAUGAUUGCUGGCCGUAAAAUCAUCAAGGUUGAGGCUAGCAACAAAGAAACCGAGGACAAAGUUCUUCUGGGCGAAGCUGAGGUUGAGCAGCCCGUCACUUCCUAUGUGUUCACGGGACAAGGCUCACAGGAGCAAGGUAUGGGGAUGGAGCUUUAUGGUAGCAGCCCCGUUGCUCGUGAGGUUUGGGAUCGAGCGGAUCGUCAUUUCAUCGAGAACUAUGGACUCUCGAUAAUUGACAUUGUGAAGAACAACCCCAAGGAGCUUACUGUCUAUUUCGGUGGUCCACGUGGUAAGGCUAUUCGCCAGAACUACAUGUCCAUGACUUUCGAAUCUGUGAAUGCGGAUGGGACAAUCAAGUCUGAGAAGAUCUUCAAAGAGGUCGAUGAGACUACAUCCUCUUACACCUACCGGUCGCCGUCGGGACUUCUUUCUGCAACCCAGUUCACGCAACCGGCUCUUACUUUGAUGGAAAAGGCAAGCUUCGAAGACAUGCGCGCCAAAGGCCUCGUUCAGAGAGAUAGUAGUUUUGCGGGUCACUCGCUCGGCGAAUAUUCGGCUCUGGCUGCCCUGGCUGAUGUCAUGCCAAUUGAGAGUUUGGUUUCCGUUGUUUUCUACCGAGGUUUGACUAUGCAAGUUGCUGUGGAGCGAGAUGAGCAAGGUCGAUCGAACUAUUCGAUGUGCGCUGUCAAUCCAAGUCGCAUUUCCAAAAGUUUCAACGAGCAGGCUUUGCAAUAUGUGGUUGAAAACAUCUCCGAGCAAACGGGCUGGCUCUUGGAAAUUGUCAACUACAACGUGGCAAACAUGCAAUAUGUUGCUGCUGGUGAUUUACGAGCUCUUGACUGCCUCACCAACCUUCUUAACUAUUUGAAGGCCCAAAACAUCGACAUCCCUGCUCUCAUGCAAAGUAUGUCGCUAGAAGACGUCAAGGCUCAUCUUGUCAACAUCAUCCAUGAGUGUGUCAAGCAAACGGAGUCCAAGCCUACUCCUAUUUCUCUUGAAAGAGGCUUCGCAACAAUUCCCCUCAAAGGAAUUGAUGUUCCUUUCCACAGCACUUUCCUCCGCUCUGGUGUGAAACCCUUCCGGUCGUUCUUAUUGAAGAAGAUCAACCGGACUACCAUCGACCCUAGCAAGUUGAUUGGAAAGUACAUUCCGAACGUGACAGCUCGCCCAUUCGAGAUCACGAAGGAAUACUUUGAAGAUGUCUACAGGCUUACAAACUCGCCUCGUAUUGCCCAUAUCUUGGCAAACUGGGAGAAAUUUGAGUAAAGGAAAAUGGGAACAAUUCGAGAAUCUGGCUUUACGUCCAAUGUCCUAGUGUGCAUUCCAGUUGCGUUUCUCGUGUUUAUUUUUCGUUUUAUCUUUUUUCUUGACAUCAUGCUUCUCCAUGUUUGCUAUAAAAUACUUUGUCUUAGCGCCCGGUGUUGAGAAGUGUUUUUACAUUUCAAUUUCACUAUUCAAUUUACAUUAAUUCUUCCAGACCAAAGGUCACUUUACCACAAUCCUCAUUUGGGGGUGGGCGAACGAAAAUCGAAAACAAAGCAUUCUAGGUAUCUCAAGGAUGAGCAGCAUUGACGCGAUUUGACCUUUAUUCUCCACCUUCUUUCAGAGCACCGGGCCGUAAAAGACGAUCCUCUUUUCCAUAA
Molecule: messenger RNA, 6769 nt
Organism: Aspergillus steynii IBT 23096
Lineage: Eukaryota; Fungi; Ascomycota; Eurotiomycetes; Eurotiales; Aspergillaceae
Product: tetrafunctional fatty acid synthase subunit FAS1
Exons: 3
Coding region: 159-6392 (2077 amino acids)
Biological process (GO): long-chain fatty acid biosynthetic process
Cellular component (GO): fatty acid synthase complex
Molecular function (GO): [acyl-carrier-protein] S-malonyltransferase activity; enoyl-[acyl-carrier-protein] reductase (NADH) activity; fatty acid synthase activity
Source: RefSeq, a predicted model, not a curated record